AUGCUUCGCUCGAUGAAGUUAAAGUCUCUGAACCCUCACAUCACUUGUGUACUGUGUGGAGGAUAUCUCGUGGAUGCUACUACCAUCAUUGAGUGUUUACACUCCUUCUGCAGAAGUUGUAUUAUCUGUUGGCUCGAGAGAAGAAGCUUUCAUUGUCCUGUGUGUGAAACAGAAAUCCAUAAAACAAGACCGUUUCUUAACAUCAGACCUGAUCGCGUUCUUCAAGAUGUUGUCUACAAACUUGUGCCAGGCUUGUAUCAUGACGAGGUUCAUCGCCGUAAAAAGUUCGAAGAAGAAUUUGAAAAAGUAGAAAAAGAGCGCAGAGGAGAAGUAGUUGAACAAGAAACAUACGAAGAAGAGAGUAGAGAUCAAAAGAAAGGGUCAGAUGUGAUAGAUGACCCAGUGUGCAUUACACUCGAAUUUCAUGGGCGCAAGAGAAACAGGGACGAGAAACAGAUAUUCCCAACACGUUAUCUGCGCUGUUCAUCAAAGCUGCCCGUCGAUUUACUCAAGAAAUUCGUUACCAUGAAAUUSGGCAUCCCACAAGAUACGCAUUCUGUUGAGAUCGUACGCUGUGAUGAAAUACUGAGUGAUCACCUGACGAUGAAAGAACUCUGGAGAAUAUAUGGAUUACAUACCAAGACCUUCAUCGAUCUACAGUACAUCAUUAUCGAUAAAAAGAUUGACACUCAAAUAGAAGAACUGCCUAAACGAAUCCCUGUGAUAAAGAUCAAAAAAAGACGAAGGAGAAAACAGAAAUCUAUCUCAAGCAACGAUGGCACGAGUAUUGCACCGAUAAAACGAAAACGUCAAAGACGAAUAGGAAGAAUAUGUAAGAAGAUUGGUUUGUCAGAAACCACAGAUACUUCUCUUACCGCUUUGAAAUCAAUAGACGAACAAAAUAGUGAUCAGCCUCACAACACACCAUCUUCUACUCCUCAGCUUGCAGGAACUGCUGGUCAGCCGUUAUCGAGUAACGCGCAUGCUCAGCAGGAAAAUAAAAACGAAUCAGUUCCUGAAUCAGUGAAACAAAAUGACAAUAUUAAGAUGGACACUUUUGUGUGUCCUGUCACCCCAGAAAGUGACACUGAUCACACCGUGCCUCCAUUACACACAAAACAAGAACAAGUAGAUGUCUCUACAAGGUAGUACAUAUCCUCGUCGGAAUAGAUAAUUAGUAUUGUAUAUAGAUUUGUAUACACUAAAUUGAAGAAUCGUUGUCGGGUUCAGAAACAUAGAACAGAAAAGCUGAGACCGAAAUGGCACAUGGGAAAUGACAUAAUUAUAUUAUAGUUUAUUCAUUUGCGCCAUCCAUGCAGUCGGUUUAGAAUGCCAAACGCGUAUCAGAAGACCUGCGUUUGAGAGCCGUUUGGCUUCGCAUUUUUAACAAAUACGUCUUCAAGUCAAUGACUGUUUUAGUACCUUCAGCACAACGUUAACAACCUCCAUGGUUUUAAAAACAGUGGAUGCUGCCACGGGUCGCCGGUCACAGCUUGCAUCUAAUUAACAUACUUCCCAUGUGCCAUUUCGGUCUCAGCUUCUAUGUUCUAUGUUUCUGAACCCGACAACGAUUCUUUAAUUGAGUAUAGAAUUCAAUUGACAUGUGAGUCAAUAAAAAUGUUUUGAUUUUAAAA
Molecule: messenger RNA, 1634 nt
Organism: Actinia tenebrosa (Australian red waratah sea anemone)
Lineage: Eukaryota; Metazoa; Cnidaria; Anthozoa; Actiniaria; Actiniidae
Product: polycomb group RING finger protein 1
Biological process (GO): negative regulation of transcription by RNA polymerase II
Cellular component (GO): PRC1 complex
Molecular function (GO): promoter-specific chromatin binding
Source: RefSeq, a predicted model, not a curated record